AUGUCUCGUCCGGCUUCAACGGUACAGCGUCCUCUGACGCUGACGGAGGAAUUGGAAAAACUCGAGCAAUCCAUCACCCUGACGCUGCAAGAAAUCGACCAUAAUUUCAGCCAAGCCCAUCGGAUAGUUACUACAAGCAUUCUGCCUCUGGUCGAGCAGUAUGCAGAGAAUUCGCGCGACGUCUGGGAGGGAGCCAAGUUCUGGAAACAGUUCUUCGAAGCAAGCGCAAACGUCUCCCUCUCUGGCUACGAAGAAAAGCCCAACGAAGAAGAAACCGCCGUGCACGAUGAACACACCGCGACGGAAGAAGCAGAUUCAACUGCCUUGUCCGAAAACCCCUCGGCCUCCUACGAGAACCAGUCGUCUCUCGACAACGAAGAUAAUGAUGACGCCGAUCUCACCCAAAACAAACCAGACGACCUCGAUCUGACCUCCCUAACUCUCACCGGCCACAGUACACCCCGGGCGCCGACAGAGAAGCACGAUGCAGACCCAGACCUUACCUCCACCUCCUCGAUCGCAUACUCCUCCACCUCACCCUACGAAACCCUGAAACAACAAAUCAACGAGUCCAAAUCCCCCUUCGACCUCGAAGAGUCGAACCUCCCAUCUACCCCGCCCGGCAAAUCAUCGUUCAGACAAUACCACGGAACCCCCAUGUCCCCUGGAUCAUCGCCAUUCGUACCCCCCGUUUCGCACGAGGCAGAAACACCAACAACCAACAGAAAGGGCGGAUACCACUACUCUAAACCCUCUGACCCAGUUAUGCACCGCAUGCCCGAUAAAACCUACCGCGUGCAAGCCACACCACUCGGCAAGGGAGCAGGAGUUGGCCGGUCCAAGUUCACCGUCACGCCCAAGAACAAACCAUCCGGUAGUAAAUACGGCUUCGAAGACUCUCCCCUCUCCAGCCCCGAGCCGGAAGCCCCGCAAUUGAAUCAAGAGAUCUUUUCCUCGCCCAUCAAAUCAGCAUUCACGCCCGGUACGGACCGAAAACGCAGUCGUCCCAGUCUCAGCGGCCACCUGCGCGUUACGCCUCAGCCCGGUACCAGUGUCCUUACUCCUGCUAAAGGCGGUGCUAGUGGCAAACGACCUGGGUUCUGGGAUAGCGACGAUGAGAUGCCUGAGGACUUUGAGGAUGACGGAUUCAGUCCCCCGAAGACGAUGCAGUUCCAUAUUCCGCAGAGUCGCUUGAUGAAGACGCCUGCGAAGGAAGCAUCGAAGCGGAUCGUGGAGGACCUGCUUGUUACUGCUGGAGCGGAUGAUCUCACGGAUUCGGUGGCCGAGCAGAGUCCGAGUCUUAUCCGACGAGCGGAGGGUUUGGAAGAUGAGUCUUUUUAA
Molecule: messenger RNA, 1341 nt
Organism: Aspergillus chevalieri
Lineage: Eukaryota; Fungi; Ascomycota; Eurotiomycetes; Eurotiales; Aspergillaceae
Gene: ASK1
Product: DASH complex subunit ASK1
Exons: 3
Coding region: 1-1341 (446 amino acids)
Biological process (GO): attachment of spindle microtubules to kinetochore
Cellular component (GO): mitotic spindle; mitotic spindle pole body; DASH complex
Source: RefSeq, a predicted model, not a curated record